GAGUAAAGAGGAGCGGCUCCGCGGGCAGCCAGUGUGUGUUCGGGAGCGCUGCGAGCCGCUCCGCUCGUCUCUUUUCAGCGAGCUCUGCUUGUUGACGGACAUGUAGCGGACGCGCCGCCCGCUUCCUAUCGCUCUUCGUUGAAGUGAUGUGCGCGAGCGCCGGGCGCGUCAUUAUGCGUGUCCGCGAGCGCGGCAGCAGCGCUCACCGUCUUUGCGCGAGUCGCGUGAACUGAGUCAGUGGCGCUGAAGGGGCAGCGGCGGCGCUGGGAUGGAGCGAAGCUCACGGGUAGCCGCCGACACAUAGAAGAGUUUUCAGUUAAACUCCCUCCAGUACUUUAGUCCGCUUUUUAUUUUAUUAUUCGUUUGGUUGUUUGUUUCUAACUUGCAGUUAUGGAGACGAGGAGAUUGACCGGAGCUUCUUCCUCCUCUCGCGCAGAACUUACGGCGAGCUCCUAAUCAGUGUCCCUGACUGACUCAGGAACAGCAGCAGGGCAAGGGGGGAAAAAAAGCCAGUGAACGCGCGAGAGGACUUUGGAGAUAUUCACAGCGAAUUUCCGCAGGCCGUACGGGAUUCCCUUCAGUGAGGACUACAUGAUGGAAACGUAAAAGGUGCGGCUCAAAAUAAACUUGUUGCCGUUUCGUGCGAGUGCAGCCAUCACAAUGGCAACCAGUGCCGCUUUUUUGGUGCCUCCUCCUCCUCCUCCUCCUCCUCGUCCUCGUCGCGCUCGCGCUCGCGCCAGUGGCUCGCGCGCGCCGCUGGUCCCGCCGCUCGGCUGCUUGCUGCUCGCGCUGCUCUGCGGCUUCUCGGCCGCUUCACCCCCCCACGGGCGCCGCCUCAUAUGCUGGCAGGCGAUCAUGAAGUGCCAAGGGGAGCCCGAGUGCGACUACGCGUACCAGCAGUACGUGCUCGCGUGCUCCUCGGUCAUCAACGGGGAGCGCAGCAAGUGCCCGAGCCACUGCAUCGCCUCCUUCGUGCAGCUGAACCUCACCAAGAACGGGCCGUCGCUCGAGGACUGCGACUGCGCCUCGGACGCCACUUGCCGCAAAGCGAAGCGCGCCAUCGAGCCGUGCCUGCCGAGGACGAGCAGCAUGGGCUGCACGGAGGCGCGGCGGCAGUGCGAGCGCGACCCGCAGUGCAGCGCCGCGAUGCGCGACUACCUCGUGCACUGCGGCAAGCUCUUCAGCGGCGUGCGCUGCACGGACUCGUGCCGCAGCGUGAUCGCGAACAUGCGCAAAAUCCCCAAGGCCGAGCAGCUGGACACGUGCGUGUGCGACGGCACCGAGAGGACCAUCUGCGAGUACGUGAAGGUGAGCAUGAAGACGCUGUGCUUCGACUCGCCGGGCGGCUACGACGGCAGCGGCGGGGGCGGCGACGCCGGCUUGCUGGACUCGGAGGAGGACGACGACGAGUACGAGUUCACCGAGGACCCGCAGUUCGUGGGCAGCGCGGCGGGGCGCUCGGCGCGCGCCCCCGGCGGCACGCGGACCCUCGCGGCGGCGGCGGCGGCGGCGUCCACGUUGCUGCUGCUGCUGCCGCUGCUUCUCCCUGUUCUGUGAAGGAGCCUGUGACUGUGUGAAGGAGCCUGUGGGGGAGAAAAAAGAAAAGAAAAGAAAAGAAAAAAGAAAAGAAAAGAAAAUGAGCCCUUUUGACACACAGUCACAGGUACGCGCCGGCGGCUGCGCUUCGCCCGAUUCGCUCCCAAAGAGAAACAGCAGCGUUUCGCACAUUUUUGAGACCUCGUCUGAAAAACUGGCCGCAGUUUCAUCAUCUUUCUUUCUUUCUUUCUUUCUUUCUUUCUUUCUUUCUUUCUUCUAUGCAAUGUAACUCGACUGCAUCCGUCAAAGACGAACCGCUUCCCCUCGCGAAACGUCUGCUUUUGUUUUACUAUUAAAAAAAGUCCCAAAAUAACUAUAGUAUCGCCAGCAAAUACCUACUACUUCAGUUUUUUUUUACUCUUGCCUUAACUCUUCGCCUCCUUUUAUAGCUUUUUUAUUAUUAUUCUUUUUAAAUCAGAGGCCACAUGAUUUGGCUAAAAAAACCAGCGACACGGUUCUGCCAGGCAAAUUAUUUCAAGCGUGAUUAAAAAAUAUAUACAUAUAUAUUAUAUAUACACACUCAUGAAAUGUCUUUCAGAUUGAACAAUGUUCUAAAGUAAAUGCUCUGCACUGCCCACCAUGAACUAGUGUUUAAAAUGUAUGAAAACUAUUUUUAUAGGCAUAUAUAUUAUUGCAUUUCAUAUCAGGGUGGCUGAUAUAACAUCUCUUGUAAAGUCUAUUUAAUGCUGGAUUUGAAUACUAGUAAGUGGACUUGUACAUAAGAAAAAAUAAGUGUAUACAUUUGAAAAUAAUUUAUUUACGGGUUUUGGAUUGCAUUCAUUAGUUCCAUAUGCCUAAAUUACUGUCAGAUUAUAAGAAUUGCAGCUUUAAAGGGAAGUUAGUUAUUGUAUGUAUUGUUUUUUAAAUAAGAAACUGUACAGUGUAUUAUACAGAUUGAAAGAAUCUUUUAAUUUUUUUGUGUAAAAAAUGAAAUGCUUUGUGUAGAAAUGUCUAAAUCCACUGUAUGUUUGCCUUAAUGGUGUAUUUUUUACUGAAGGCAUAAAAGAGAAAAAGAGCACUAUGGGCUGCGUGUCUUGUUUCCCUCCAUACAUGAAUAUGUCACUUAAAAUUUGUGUCGGUGUGACUCCUUUUUUUUUUCUUUUCUUUUAAUAAACCUUGUGGUGCAACAUGUGCAGAAGGGCUGUAAAGUGAGGUCUUGAGGUUCACUUGCACAACUAGGCCAUGAGAAACUGACUUUUCCAAGCACUUGACACAUUUGACCAUCUUUCAGACGCUGGCACUUUUAGUGAGAAUGGAGCCAAAGUAAACACACGUUUGUUUGCAGUUGUUCACUCUGUUUGCUCUGUGUCCUUGUACCGAGUGACCGUUACAAACGUCGGACAAGGCCAAAGACACUGGAGGGAAAUGAGGAAAAACUUCGUUAUCCAACUGUAAACUUGGAAGAUUGUGCAUGAAUGUAUUUGGUUGCAUUAUUUGCAGCGGGUAGUGUCAUCGUUAGAGCUCUCGUCUUGUAAUGUGGAAGGUCCUGUUUCAACAUCCCUCCUGCUGUAGUGCUCUGGAUCAAGGUUCCACACGUUUAUUUCGCACAUGUUUAUCUCCACAGUGAUGUACAAUGAUUACUAUGUAUUUAC
This is a messenger RNA of Scleropages formosus (Asian bonytongue), 3188 nucleotides long. RefSeq names its product growth arrest-specific 1a (gene gas1a). The record is from RefSeq and is a predicted model, not a curated record. The coding region runs from base 661 to 1557 and encodes 298 amino acids. Lineage: Eukaryota; Metazoa; Chordata; Actinopteri; Osteoglossiformes; Osteoglossidae. The transcript has a single exon. Gene Ontology annotation, biological process: regulation of cell cycle.